AUGUCGACGUCCUCUCCCUCCGCACCCCAGCACGGCACCCUCGCCGACCUCCUCCCCUCCCACUUCACCACCCAAAUCACCGCCUGGCUGGCCGAAGACACGCCCUCGUUUGACUACGGCGGGUUCGUAGUGGGAUCCGAGCCGCGCAGUGCACAGCUUCUCUGCAAGUCGGCAGGUGUACUCGCCGGGGUGCCGUUCUUCGACGAGGUGUUCCGCCAACUCGACUGCGCCGUGGAGUGGCACUACGACGAAGGCACAUAUCUCGACCCGAAACAGGCGGGCGGGAAGAUCAAAGUCGCCACCGUCAAGGGACCUACCAGAAAACUCCUCCUGGGCGAAAGAGUCGCGUUGAACACACUGGCGCGGUGCAGCGGCGUGGCGACGCGGUCACAGAAAAUGCUCCAACUGGUGCGCGGCGCAGGUUACAAGGGCAUCUUGGCCGGCACGCGCAAGACCACGCCCGGGUUCCGGCUGGUCGAGAAGUACGGCAUGCUGGUGGGCGGGAUCGACGGCCACCGCCACGACCUGUCGAGCAUGAUCAUGCUCAAGGACAACCACAUCUGGGCGAAAGGGUCCAUCACCAACGCGGUGAAAGCCGCUCGUGCCGUGGGCGGGUUCGCGCUCAAGAUCGAGGUCGAGGUGCAGACCGAGGCAGAAGCGGACGAGGCCAUCGAAGCCGGUGCGGAUGUGGUCAUGCUCGACAACUUUGACGGCGCCGGUCUGAAGGUGGCGGCCAAGAACCUCAAGGAGAGAUGGAGGGCUAGGGGGAGGGCAGACGUGCUCCUGGAGAGCAGCGGCGGGUUGACCGAGGCCAAUGUUAAGGAAUACAUUAAUAAUGACAUCGACAUAAUAUCCACGAGCGCCGUCCACCAGGGCGUGCCGCAUAUAGACUUUUCGCUGAAAAUCGACCAUUGA
Fonsecaea multimorphosa CBS 102226 is the source of this 915-nucleotide messenger RNA. RefSeq lists its product as uncharacterized. NCBI's taxonomy places the organism in Eukaryota, Fungi, Ascomycota, Eurotiomycetes, Chaetothyriales, Herpotrichiellaceae. The record is from RefSeq and is a predicted model, not a curated record. Gene Ontology annotation, biological process: NAD+ biosynthetic process; quinolinate catabolic process. Gene Ontology annotation, molecular function: nicotinate-nucleotide diphosphorylase (carboxylating) activity. The coding region runs from base 1 to 915 and encodes 304 amino acids. Gene Ontology annotation, cellular component: cytoplasm. The transcript has 2 exons.